Messenger RNA from Larimichthys crocea (large yellow croaker), 1263 nucleotides. RefSeq names its product free fatty acid receptor 4. Gene Ontology annotation, cellular component: plasma membrane. Gene Ontology annotation, biological process: hormone secretion; G protein-coupled receptor signaling pathway; cellular response to hormone stimulus. The coding region runs from base 1 to 1005 and encodes 334 amino acids. Gene Ontology annotation, molecular function: taste receptor activity; fatty acid binding; G protein-coupled receptor activity. The transcript is spliced from 3 exons. The record is from RefSeq and is a predicted model, not a curated record. NCBI's taxonomy places the organism in Eukaryota, Metazoa, Chordata, Actinopteri, Sciaenidae.
AUGGAUAUUAACCGUCACAGUAACUUACUCCACUUAAGGAACAUCUCUUAUUUUUCGUUCUUCUCUGAGCUGCACCACUCAGAUGCCUCCAUCAUUGUUGAGACUCUGGCUAUCACUGCUGUCUUCAUGGUCUCCGUGGCAGCAAAUGCAGGAGCUGCAGCACUGGUAACCCGGGAACGCAGACUGUUGACCAAUAAGACCAUCCUGACCCUCAACUUGUUUGUGGCCGACCUGCUGUUUGUCAGCAUGAUCCCGUUGAUCGUGGUGGUGCGGUGGACUGUUUCCUGGAGGUUGGGGUGUGCAGCCUGUCACAUUGUUCUAUAUAUCAUCUGUAUGAGUGGCUGUGUCAUCAUCUCUACCCUGACCUCCAUCAGUGUGGAGAGGGUCCAGGCUAUCCUUCACCUGCAGACUGUGUCCACUUUAAACCCCAAGAUGGUGACUGCCACCCUCUUCUUCAUCUGGGCCUUUUCUGCACUCGCUACCUUACCCCUCAGUCUGUUCUUCACUGUGAUGAAAGUGAAUUACUCAGAGCAGGAAAGUGUCCUCAUUUGUACGCUGAAGUGGCCUGACACAACUUUAGAGAUUAUCUGGAUUGUAGCCUUCGCUGUUCUGUGCUUCCUUCUCCCAGGAUUAAUAAUCGUUGUCAGUUACAGCAAAAUAUUACAGAUUGCUAAGAGUUGCAGGCGAAGGGUUCGACCCAGAGAGAGUCAGCCAGCAGUUGAGUACCACAUCUCCCGCCAGGAUAUGAAGCUCUUCCGCACUCUUCUGGUCCUUGUGCUCUCUUUCUUAAUCAUGUGGAGCCCAAUAUUUAUCUCCAUCUUCCUCAUCCUGGCCAGGAACUUCCUGGCUUACCUAAAUAUCUCCUCUACCAUGUUCUUCUGGAUGGUAACUUUCACAAUGACCACCUCAGCCCUCAACCCCAUCCUCUACUCCGUCUGCCAGUUCAAGAGCAGCUGGCGUAGGCUCUGCUGUAGCUGUGAGGUAGCACCUUGUGGCAGGGGUUGAACACAAGGCAUACAUUCGUUAUUAUCAUCAUUGUCCCAUCAAAUAGAAGAUUUAAACAUUAAGCAUACAGCACAUUCACACGUUUGGUUAAUAUUAAUAAACGACACACAGUAUACAUCACAUGUAAGAUAUAAUAUUUGCUUGCUUAUUAAACUCCUGAGCAGGUGAAUUUCUCUCAUAUUUUAAGACUGAAACACCUCUGAGAGAGCAAAAACUAUAAAGAGAGGUAAUUUUAUAAAAGAUUUUGUUUUUCACUUG